CACAAGAUUGUGCACUGUCCGACAGACGAGCCGCCCUCGUAAUUUUGGCCAACCUUGUCUUGAUAUCGGAUAUAAAGCACUGGCCAGGACUCUUGGCUAGUUUACUUUCCCAGCCACGCCUGUGAGAACUGCCUUGCAGCUGAUCAAUGGGAAUUAUGGGAUAUUGAUACAAUAGUUUGUUUUUUCAAAACUGUUUUCACAGCUUCAGUAAGACACACUGACUGUGUGCUCUGCUCUCAGAUGCAGUGUAGACUUGGCUGGUGACUGGUCUGCAGGCUCUCCACUUCUGUUGUCCCUGGAGUCAGCCAGUUGGGGGGCAGAUUCCUGCAUUCCCCUCCUCUCAGUCUGAGUCUUUGUCUGGACAGAACCAACUACCUGCCAUUGGAGUACACAACUCGUCCUCGCCCGUGUUGCUCGGAUCAGCACAGCUCAUCUCCUGACUGAGGAGAGCGCAGCAGCUGCACAAGAUUCACCUUUUACCAACAGAUCCCUCCCGGCUCCGCCCACACUGCCCCAUCACCAUGGUGCUGUCACAACGGCAACGAGAUGAACUAAAUCGAGCAAUAGCUGAUUAUCUACGUUCCAAUGGAUAUGAAGAAGCAUAUUCCACUUUCAAGAAGGAGGCGGAAUUAGAUAAUAAUGAAGAAUUGGAUAAGAAGUAUGCUGGCCUUUUGGAAAAAAAAUGGACCUCAGUUAUCAGAUUACAAAAGAAGGUGAUGGAACUUGAAUCCAAACUGAAUGAAGCUAAAGAGGAGAUCACCCUGGGUGGGCCCGUAAGUCAGAAGCGUGACCCCAAAGAGUGGAUCCCACGCCCACCAGAAAGGUACGCGCUGAGUGGCCACCGCAGUCCAGUCACCCGCGUCAUCUUCCACCCAGUCUUCAGCGUCAUGGUGUCAGCUUCUGAGGACGCAACAAUAAAGGUGUGGGACUAUGAGACAGGAGACUUUGAACGCACACUGAAAGGCCACACAGAUUCAGUGCAGGACAUCUCAUUUGACCAGACUGGCAAACUGCUAGCAUCCUGCUCUGCGGACAUGACUAUCAAGCUGUGGGACUUCCAAGGCUUCGAAUGCAUCAGGACCAUGCAUGGACAUGACCACAAUGUUUCGUCUGUAGCCAUCAUGCCCAAUGGAGAUCACAUCGUUUCUGCCUCGAGGGACAAAACCAUAAAAAUGUGGGAGGUGGCAACUGGCUACUGUGUGAAGACCUUCACAGGCCACAGGGAGUGGGUUCGCAUGGUGCGGCCCAACCAGGACGGCACACUGAUUGCCAGCUGCUCCAACGACCAGACAGUUCGUGUGUGGGUCGUGGCCUCCAAAGAAUGCAAGGCUGAGCUGCGGGAGCAUGAACAUGUGGUGGAGUGCAUCUCUUGGGCACCGGAGAGCGCCUACCCCACCAUCUUAGAAGCCACAGGCUCUGAGUCCAAGAAGAGUGGCAAGCCAGGCCCCUUCCUGCUGUCUGGGUCCAGAGACAAAACCAUCAAGAUGUGGGAUGUUAGCAUUGGCAUGUGCCUUAUGACACUGGUUGGCCAUGACAACUGGGUGCGUGGGAUCCUCUUCCACCCUGGAGGAAAGUUUAUUGUGACCUGUGCAGAUGAUAAGACCUUAAGGAUCUGGGACUACAAGAACAAGCGCUGCAUGAAAACCCUGUGUGCCCACGAACAUUUUGUUACCUCUCUGGAUUUCCACAAGGCUGCUCCCUUCGUGGUCACUGGGAGCGUAGAUCAAACAUUAAAAGUGUGGGAGUGUCGCUGAUUUGGACCUCGGAGGAUUGGACCACCACCCUAAUUGCCCAGGCGCUCCUCUGGAUCCCACAUCCCCUCCUGCCACCCUACCUCCCCUUCCAUCCCACCACCCUCACCCCCUCACCUAACCUCACCCGCACAUCUGUCGUCUCCUCCGGCUGCACUCACCACCAUGGUUAUUUACCCAUCGCUCUCUCUGGUCCAAUAACUUUUGUCCUUCUGUGUAAAUUAUUCCUGGAUGUAGAUCGAGCUAUUAAAUGUUACACAAAAAAGUAUUCUUGCAUGGUAAUCCAAAAUUGUAUACUGUAAAUUUACAUAACGUUGUCUAGAAGUACCAUAGGUUUAAUACGGGGCUGGCCGUCUGUCACGCAGCCUUACCGACCAACCGAAGGCAGAUGUUUUUGACUGGGUGUGAAAUGUAGGGCACUAAAAACCGAUAAUUUAAGAAAUGACAGUGUCUUUAUGUGUAAGAUUUAUUUUGUCUAUUUUUUUAUUUAGGAUUUUUUUUUUCUCUGUUAUUCCUCUCCUUCACUGUCGUAGUCUGUUGGUGCCUAGCUUGGUGAAACGUUCGAGAGAUGAGACGGGAAAACGAAUAGGAUGCGAUGAGAUGUCUGUGGGGCUUUGUUAUUGAAAUAAUCUGUAGCUUUAUAACAUCACUUCUCAAGUGUGCAUACCAUUUCUCUUCAUGUGGAACUAGGUAAUAUUUUAAUGGCUGUAUAUACGAAUGUUUCAAACUGUUGUCCUUAGACCUCGGGGGCUUGAAAACAGCUUUGUACUCUUGUCAUGGUGGCACAUGAACCACUGCUAGGCUUUAGAUAAAUUAUCCCAUUUAAAAAUAUAAAAAUGACUUCGUGAACAGCUAAGCUUUUUACAAGAAGUCCAGUGUAGCGAGCAAGUUGGUUUCGCUGUCGGUGAGCACCCUGGGUCACAGCAUCAGGGAUUACACCUGUUUAAUCUCCUAGUAGUUGGGUGUGUCUCCCUUUAGGAGAUGACUUCUUGUGACCUUGCAUGCUUGCUUGAGCUGAAUCGGUCACCUGUGGCAGAGUUUGGUGCACCACACAGAUGUAGAUGCUCAGUUGUCCCACGGCGCCUCUGAAGGUUGGAAACACGAUAAACCUACUAAAGGGGAAAACAUGACGAGGAGUCAAAGUGAGCCCCCCAGGUUUGAUAAUCUGGGAUGUGCAAAGAUCUCUAAUUUCCGAAUGAAAUGUUCUGCAUCAUAAAAAAAAAAAAAAAAAAAGGUUUUGAGUACAAAAAAAAGUCAGUUUUCUGUGAAAAUACGAAAUGUAAAUUUAGCUUGUUAUUAAGACAUUUGGCAGUUUUGUAUUAUGGGUGGAAAUGAGAUUUGGUGAAGAAGCAGCAGAUGUGCUGAGUGAUCUGCUGGUGCUCUUUUGUCUGUAGAGGGCUCUGAUGCUGUGGUUGUUUUGUUUUUUUAAUUAUAAAGAGCUCCUCGCUGUAAAAAGAAGCUCCUGGAUGGACGACACUAAAACCGGAGCAUCUCUACAGACGAACUCCACAGAACACUCCACAUAUAUGCAAACGUCUUCUGAGUGGCUUUUCCUCAAAUGUUCAGCUUUUGAUCUACGUAAAGCUGUAACUGUAAAGCGAUUUUUGAAAAGGCUGGAAAAUAAAUGUAGUUCAGUCGAUGCUGUAAGAGACAACCAUUCCACUUCCCUUGUAGGACAAAAAAAAAAGAAACAUCUUGCUUGUAAACUGUAGCUGGCAAGGUGGUUCAUUAAUCUUGCACAUCUCUGUUUUCACUAAAGCUUUGGUCGUUAAUGACGACCGAAGACAACAUUAAAGUUUAAUGAUGUUGAUAAAUGCAUAAACCUAUAAUUUCUGAUUAGCCUUUUCAUUCCAAUGCAGUUCUUGGCUAAUAAAGAAUUCCACUGCUUAACUGAUCUUCUUAUCUUAGCUUCUUUGCCAAGUUUUCCUCUUCCUGUGUGUACUGGAUGUGGUGAUCUGCUGCUCAAGCUCUUGCUAGUGGCUACUGUGAGCCUAAUGUGACCUGUUGAUGUAGCACUGCUGCAUGUAAACCUGCACCAGAGGCAGAGCUGUCCGAACACGUUCUCAUGAAAGCUCGGAGCCCUCCUAUCAGACUAAUUGGUUUGAAUAAUGUGGCGAGAACCUGACUCUAUGUACCUUAAAAGUAGCGUGACAAUUUGGGAAAGUGUGCUUAUUUGCUGAGAGUUAAAUGAGAAUAUCGCUUUUGAUCUCAUAUGUUUUGCUGUAAAUAUGAAGUUGCAGCCAGUUAGAUCAGCAUCAGUACUGGAAACCGAGAAACAGCUUGCCUGGUUGGUGGUAAAAAGAUUUAUCUGCACACUGGCACCUGAAAAACAGCUCAUUAGCACAUUAUAUUCUGUUUUUUAAUCUGAUAAAAUGACUUGUUUCAUUUGUUGCUGGACUUUUUUCUCCGCUGCAACCGUAACCUGGCUGUCUGGCAGCUGGGGUACAGAUAAAAUACUGUGAAUAAGGACUGUAUUCCUUGAAUAUCUAGAUCAUUAAUUGAGUUUUUAGAAAGAUUAAAAUCACAGUAUUUACAAAUCUUCAUGUUCAAAAAGUAGACAGGAAAAUCUUGUUAAAAUGACAUUUGUAGGAGACACAUACAGAUGAUGACCUGAAAUACGAACUAGCUGGAGUCUUCCUGGUUGCCUGGCAACUAGUCCAGGCUGUUGGACAGAGCUAGGCUAGCUGUUAGUGGUUAUUAUGCUAAGCUAAACUGACCGUCUGCUGGCUCCAGCUGCAUAUGAACUGUCCAAACAUGAGAGUGGUAUCGGUCUUUUCAUUUAACCAUCUAACACGGCGAGUAUUUCUCAGGCUGCUCCUUAAACGUGACUGUCCUCGGUCACUGGCUGGGUUCAGACAGCUCUGUUCUUUGGUCGUAGAGAGGCUGGUUUUGUUGUGUGUGAUGCUAUUUGAAGGAGGUUUUUUACAGCCUCCUCCUUCUGUAAAUGCAAUGGGAUUGUGGCAGACUAGGAUAUCCCAAAGGAGCAACCCUAUCUUUCAGGGAAUAUUAAUGUCUCUCUUUGGUGUGUGCCCCCUUCACAAAGGUCUUAUUUUUUUUUCUAUAACCUGUUUUCUCUGUCCAAACGUCUGAGGCAGACUUUGGGUGAAGAGAGAAUCGGCUAAUUUUGUAGUACAAUUUGGCUAACGGAGAUGCCAAUGUGUUAAAUGUUCUAGCUGAAGCCAAAAAUGGAGACGUUAGUCCGUACAAUCUGGUUUAUCUUGAGAAAUCAGCCUCCUCUUGUGUUGGUCCGACACUGUGGCCAACUGUUGAAAACGACAGUCUCCUCAGGAUCACGCUAUGACAUGCCAGACCAUAAAAUGUAAAUUAAAAACGUAUCCCCUUCCUUGGUUUUACUCAAGGAAGGUGGUUAAUCAGAGGUCAGGACGAUGUGUGUUCUGUUUAUUUUGUAAUAAUCGAUAGGAAAAAGAGCUGCAACACAGCUGCUGCUGUUGUACGCGAGUGUUGAAGAAAAUCCCCUUUUUGCCAUUUGCAGGUCCCAAGCAAUCCCUGUGCUGCUCUGGUCUGGUAUGAAGGGACCGGCAGGCAGCUGUUGACUGUCUGUGGGUCUCUUCCUCCGGCCUCUGGUCCCUCUGUCCUCUGUAACCCGCCUGUGAACCACAGCCCAGGGCUUCAGACUGCACAACAAGCUCCUACAGGAGAGCUCAUGAUGUUUUCGCCACUAUGGUCUCACUCUUCACACAGCAAACUGUUAACAAUAUACCUGGAUGUCAUUAUUGUUUGCGAUAUAAUAAAAGAAGAAAAUCUG
This is a messenger RNA of Amphiprion ocellaris (clown anemonefish), 5517 nucleotides long. RefSeq names its product lissencephaly-1 homolog. NCBI's taxonomy places the organism in Eukaryota, Metazoa, Chordata, Actinopteri, Pomacentridae. The record is from RefSeq and is a predicted model, not a curated record. Gene Ontology annotation, molecular function: protein binding. The coding region runs from base 522 to 1754 and encodes 410 amino acids. The transcript has 11 exons.